AUGAGUCAUUUCUAUUUUGGUGCUUCCACGUUGGCCAGAUCCACGCGUUUGUUUACACGUGGGUCUCCCCCUAAUAAAAAGGCGUGCAUGCGAUGACAUCGCCAUAACUCAUUUUUCCACAGUCCAAGGAAGCCUGGCAAACCUUUGUGUACGUUUAGUAGCUACCCUUUUGGCCAUACGCGGCGCACAACCAGGCUAGACCGCCCCCCUCCCCAUCCCAGAUCGAUGUCAGUGGUGGCCGAGACCGCUUCUUUUUGGCUUCAUACCAUGCAGCCUGACAGUGGCGAAACGUCGUCAGUUCCAUCCCUCCAGGACGUGAUAGAGGUGUACACCAGGGUGUGUACAGCCGUGUGGGACGCUGGGGCUCACAGGUCACAACCUAAAGACUGUCAACCAGAAAACAUGGAGGGAAAACAGGAGCAGGAUGACUGUGAAAGGGACUAUUUAGAAUUAGACGACUUACCGGAGCCGGUGAAGUUGCACGUCUUGUCCUUCCUGGACGUGAAGUCAGUCUGUCAGCUGGCAGCGGCUAGUCGGGACUGGAGGGUUCUGGGUAACGACAACAUCCUGUGGAGAAAACUGUUGGAAAGAGACGGACCUUCCUGGUCAUCCAUUGGUCACAGGGGAGGAACUGACUUGAGUAAAGAAGACCACAAAUGGAGGUAUCUCCAGUGCUGUCCGGAGGCACAGAGGCACAAAGAAGCUUCCUCCAUCGGCUCCCAGCUCCGAGGAUACUUGAGGUUGCUGCUGCCUAAGACCCUACCCAUGGUAGCCAUGUUUGGGCCUGGCCUGAACACCAGCACUUCUCAGAUAGUCCGAGCCAUCAUUAGUGGGAAGGAGGGAGUUUUCAAGACCAACAUGCAAAGUACCAUGUGGCAGACAAAGCUUCCCAGGAGAGGAGGGGGAGGAGGACUUGCCAUCAAGUUCAGAAACAAGCAGGAUUUUUUCCUCAUCACGUUGUACUCAGGGACAAGAAGUGAACGUGAAAGCCAGUCCUCUGGCAACAAACUCUUGGUGCCCAAGACGCCGACCUCCACUGAUGCUGAACCAGAGUACGAGCUGAAACGGACCUUCCGCCGGCUGUGUUCCGAGGUCGCAGGGUUCAUCUUCGUGGUAGACGCAUCACAAGGAAUAGACCACGUUGAGUCAGGUUUAGCAGAGCUGCAGGCCAUGACUGACCAGCGCUGGACGCCUGAGUCCACCCCAGUCCUGGUGCUGUCCUGUGUGCCAGGGGAGGGGGAGGGUCAUCAGGGGGAGACCAGACUACCUUGUAUCAAGGUCAUGGAGGCCUUACAGCUGGGGAGCAUGUCCAGACCCUGGCAGGUGCAGAACGCUGUGGCAGGAAGUCUGCAGGAUGUAGAUACGGGUGUGGAAUGGCUCAUGAACAACAUCCAGGGAACGUGACAUCAUGUAAACACAGAAGGUUGACUUCAGAACUCCAUACCACUGCCUAUUUCCUGUCAACUUUAUAAUCUC
Molecule: messenger RNA, 1476 nt
Organism: Branchiostoma belcheri (Belcher's lancelet)
Lineage: Eukaryota; Metazoa; Chordata; Leptocardii; Amphioxiformes; Branchiostomatidae
Product: F-box only protein 4-like
Exons: 7
Coding region: 226-1404 (392 amino acids)
Biological process (GO): protein polyubiquitination; SCF-dependent proteasomal ubiquitin-dependent protein catabolic process
Cellular component (GO): SCF ubiquitin ligase complex
Molecular function (GO): GTP binding; GTPase activity; protein binding
Source: RefSeq, a predicted model, not a curated record